GGCUGUACGCCUUAAACACCCUCCCGCACGCAGCAUCAAAGCACCACCACCCACCCACCCCAACCCGCGCGCCCGCUGUUCGACACCUUCUCAUCCUCCUCUCUCCGCUUUGCUGCUCGGUCAAAGCGCGACCACGCCAGCCUCCGCCCAACAACCCCCGACCUCGCUCAUACCCCAUCACACAACCUCAGACGUCACGGCUCCGACCGAGAUACACGCUCCUUUCUAUCCGACAACUCGCCCUGCGCUCUAAUCUACAAUGGAGGGCCCCAACCAGAACGACGAGCUCUACCCCAUCGCCGUGCUGAUUGACGAGUUGAAGCACGAUGACGUCCUCCUACGGCUGAACGCGAUCCGCCGUCUCUCCACCAUUGCUCUGGCCCUUGGAGCAGAGCGCACGAGGGACGAACUCAUCCCCUUCCUGGACGAAAGCGUUGAGGAUGAGGAUGAGGUCCUCACUGCUCUGAGCGAAGAGCUUGGCAACUUCGUGGAAUAUGUCGGCGGCCCGGAGUUCGGCCACGUGCUGAUCUCUCCUCUGGAGAACCUGGCGGGCAUCGAGGAGCCUCUGGUCCGGGAGAAGGCUGUGGAAUCCCUGAACAAGGUCUGCGAGGAGCUCAGCCCUCAGCAGGUUGAAGAAUACUUUGUUCCGCUGACAAUCCGCCUCUCCACCGCCGACUGGUUUACCUCCAAAAUCUCUGCCACCGGCCUCUACGUCAGCCCGUACUCUAGGGCCUCUGCUCAGGCCCAGGAGUCCCUGAGACAGCACUUCGGCAAACUCGUUCACGAUGACACGCCCAUGGUCCGGAGACAGGCGGCAAACAACCUGGCAAAGUUCGUUAAGAGCGGCAUGCCUCCUCAGACCGUCAUUGAGGAUAUGAUUCCGUUGUUCCAGCGCCUGACAAACGAUGACCAAGACAGCGUCAGGCUGCUCACUGUGGACAUUCUCAUUGCUAUCGCGGAGGUUGUUCCCAAGGAGGAGCAAACCAGUCACGGUGUUCUUCUCGCGGCGUUGAGGCAUCUGUUCGAGGACAAGAGCUGGAGAGUGCGCUACAUGGUCGCUGACCGCUUCGAGAAGAUUGCCAAGGCCGUCGAGGAAGAGUUGAUCAGCAGGGAUCUCGUUCCCGCCUUUGUCAAGCUUGUCAAGGAUACCGAAGCGGAGGUCCGCAGUGCCAUUGCGGGACAGAUUCCCGGAUUCUGCAAGCUUCUGCCUAAGGAGACUCUUAUUCAGGAGAUAAUGCCUAACAUUGAAGAACUGGUCUCGGACUCUUCCCAGCACGUUCGCGCUGCUCUUGGCAGCCAGAUCAGUGGUCUGGCGCCGAUCCUUGGCAAGGACGAGACUAUCACCCACCUCCUCCCUAUGUUCCUUCAGAUGCUCAAGGAUGAAUUCCCUGAUGUCCGUCUGAACAUCAUUUCUAAGCUGGAGCAGGUUAACGACGUCAUCGGCAUUGAGCUUCUGUCCCAGUCCCUCCUUCCCGCUAUUGUCCAGCUUGCUGAGGACAAGCAAUGGCGUGUGCGUCUUGCCAUUAUUGAAUACGUUCCUCUCCUUGCCAGCCAACUGGGCGUCAAGUUUUUCGAUGAGAAGCUUAGCAGCCUGUGCAUGAGCUGGCUCGGCGACACCGUCUUCUCUAUUCGUGAGGCUUCGACGCAAAACCUGAAGAAGCUCACUGAGGUCUUCGGUGUUGAUUGGGCCAACGACGCCAUCGUGCCCAAGGUCAUGGCUAUGGGUGCUCACCCCAACUACCUCUACCGCAUGACUACCUGCUUCGCCAUUUCCACCCUUGCUCCUGCCCUGAGCCUUAACGUCAUCGAAGCGUCUAUCCUGCCUAUGAUGGAGAAGCUCGUCGAGGACCGCAUUCCCAACAUUCGUUUCAACGUCGCCAAGUCAUACGAAGUUCUGAUCAGCGUCCUGAAGCGUCUGCCCGAGACCGGCACCAUCGUCGAGCUUGAGAAGGCCGGUGAAACGCCCACGCAGGGUGCGCAGCGCGGUAACGACUUGAUCCAGAACCAGAUCCUGCCCAACUUGGAGAAGCUGCAGCAGGAUGAUGACGUCGAUGUCCGGUAUUUCGCUACGACGGCUGCGAACAGCUUCACGGAUGCCAUGAACACCGAGCCUUAAAUUGGUGUGGUCAACGAUAGAAAUGACUGGCGAGGUUCACUUCGUAGCCUGGAUACAGACACACCAGAGGGUUCCUCCCGCGUUUGUUGUGUAUUGCGGGAGGACCGACUACCUAAUCAAGCAAUGGCUUAUGGCACAGCAUCGGAAGAAGGGGCAGACGAAUAGACGUGCGAAUGGGACCGAUCGGUAGUGUCUUCGGGAGGUGUCGUCUGGCUGCGUCUCCACCCGUGCAUGAUGGCAUGCGUAUCCCCUGCGGUUACCAAAAUCUUCUAUUAAACGGAAAUUCAUGUGC
Aplosporella prunicola CBS 121167 is the source of this 2408-nucleotide messenger RNA. RefSeq lists its product as uncharacterized. The coding region runs from base 260 to 2116 and encodes 618 amino acids. The record is from RefSeq and is a predicted model, not a curated record. Gene Ontology annotation, biological process: protein dephosphorylation. NCBI's taxonomy places the organism in Eukaryota, Fungi, Ascomycota, Dothideomycetes, Botryosphaeriales, Aplosporellaceae. The transcript is spliced from 9 exons. Gene Ontology annotation, molecular function: protein phosphatase regulator activity. Gene Ontology annotation, cellular component: cytoplasm; protein phosphatase type 2A complex.